AUGCCGGACAUUCACGACGGUCGAGCAAGAACAGCCUGCUUCAAUUGUAGAAAGCGCAAGGUGCGGUGUGGCAGAGAAGCUGCCCAUUGCUCCCAAUGUCAGGUCGGAGGACACCAGUGCAAAUAUCCAGACGGGGUGAAGAAGCCUGGUCCCAAGGUUGGCAGCGUUCGUAGAGGGUCGCGACCCAACGUGUCGUCGGGUCAGAGGAAAGAGCGUUGCGGCGCGCCGACGGCAUCAUCAAUAUCCACGGCCAAGGACAAUGGAACUACUACCCAGAGCACCAGUGUCCCAAAGCGUGACAGUAUCGCACCCUCUAUUCAGAGCACGCCGGGCCAGCAGCAGCAGCAGCAGCACGCCGACGAUGUCACAUCGCCGAUCACACGGUGCGCUACAAACACGACCACGGAUGUCCAGUCGGACCGCGAUGACAUUCAGACCAUUUCCUACCUGAUUCACCCGUCGCACGAGGAUCGCCCCCCUGUCCGCUCAAAUGCGGUGCUGACCCAUCUCGACAACACCGGUGCCGAAGAGGAGCUUCUGAUGUUUAGCAUUUUCUUCAUGACGUUCACUGCAUUUCGCCUUUUCCGGGAAUCGACAUUUCGCGAGGAUCUUCGCAAGAUUAGCAGUUAUGUACAGUUGAAGGCGCUACUGACUGCGAUAUUCACAUUUUCACAAAAGUGGAUAGAACACGGCAAUGGGAACAAUGCCUUCACCACCGAGGUGAACGUAGGUCUAUCUUCAUCACAAUACAAUGACCUGGCUGUUUGUCACGUCGACAAGGCCAUUGUGGAAUGUGGUGACGAUCCACCCCCCUUGUGUGUGCUUCAGGCUCUGGUCCUGGUGACUCACUGGUUGUUGAUUCGGAGCGUCCGAGGGCGUGCCUGGCGCUCCAUGGGCCUUUGCAUACGCAUAGCCUACGAAUUGGGGCUCCAUACCAUCGACAGGAGCAGAGAGUUCGAAUCCAGCGAACAGGCGCCAGAGCGAUGGUGCGAAGACGAAGAGCGUCGCCGCACCUGGUGGGCCAUAUGGGAAAUGGAUGUUUUCGCUUCUGUCCUAUACCGCCUUCCGUGCACGAUCUCUUGGAGCUAUACUCAGGUCUGGCUGCCCUCCCCGGACGAAAAUUGGUUUCAAUCGCGACCACAAAAGAGUUGCUAUCUACACUCAGACCCUGUAUCCCGAUCUCGAGAUCUUCAAGCGAGCGGAAACGAGUCAGCAAAGGCAUGGUUCAUUGUACUCAAUUCCUUGAUGGCAGAAGGACAUGCGUUCUCUUCGCAGACAGGCAAUUGGAGUGGCGCUGUCUCAAAAGCACCUACGUUGGGCGGGGAACAAUAUCCAAACGACAACCGAGCUUACCUUGAGCGAUUGAUGAACGCAAUCCAGCUCAGUGCCAUCAGCAUACCUUCGAAAUACAAAUACAGAGGCCAAUACCUGGAUUUCGAUACGUUACGCCAUGGGCAAGGAGAACGCACUUCGACAAUUUGCGCACAGGGCUCGAUAUAUGAGUUGGCCUUGAUGCAAGAGGUGGCAAAACUGAUGACGCUGAAGCACACAAUCUUCGAAAGUGGUAUCGUGACCCUCCUUCGAAAGGCCCAAGAAAUAGGCCUGAGAAGCCAAGGAGACCAGGGGGGCAGAGGCCAGAUGCUAGACAGAUACUUCCGGGCCUCACACGCCGUCUUCAACCUGCUUUUCAACAGCCACGAGGCGCAUAUCCAGUAUGUCAACCCUUUUAUUGCUCAUGCUGCAUGGAUGGCGGCAACCGUGCAGCUUCUUCAGCACGAGUUGACGGUCAACGAGGCGCAAAGGGGGGUCAUACGGUCAAGAUUUGAGUUGUUGAAAGCCGUACACAAGCAAUGGGUCGAGUAUUGGUCAAUGUCUGAAGUGCCAUUGCACUGUCUUGACAUUCUCGAAGCUCAACUGAAGAAAUUGAUACACCUUUCGAGGCAAGGAAUGGAUAAUCAACGAGUCUUGACACUGGCGCCUGUGCCACCAGAAAAGUCCACCACACCACAACGCCCUGGCUCAUCAGCCGCGGAUGGCGAGAAUCGUACUUCUGAUGUGUCGAGACUGAAUGGCCUGACGCAUAAAGGGGCCAGUGGGCGAAAUAGGCCAGUGAUAUCAGGUAACAAGGAGUCUGUAGCUGCCAUCUCUUCCCAAAAUAACCCUGUCAUAGUCCAACAACCCUUGCCGCCGGAGGAGAUGGAGAUAGGUAUAGAGGAAGAGCAUGCUCAUGCGCAUGGAUCGGAGUUUCAAAUGAUAUCCGAGACAGCAGGACGACGAGGGUUCGGUCCAACAACGACUGAUCCGAUGCUCGUGACGAAUACCAGUAGCGCCACCGCAAGCUUCGCUGUUAAUGGUCAGUGGUCAAAAGAUUCCACCGUGCAGAUAGACACGUCGUUGAACGACGCUGCAAUGUGGAGCGACAUGUUCUCGGAGGAACCGGGAAACUUUGGUGGUUUGACCUGUUUCAACUUCCCAACGGACAAUGAAAUGAUAGAAGAAGUAUCGACCUAUCUGGAUGGAAUCUUCUCUGGGCCUUUCGUUGGGUGA
Exophiala oligosperma is the source of this 2547-nucleotide messenger RNA. RefSeq lists its product as uncharacterized. Gene Ontology annotation, cellular component: nucleus. Gene Ontology annotation, molecular function: DNA-binding transcription factor activity, RNA polymerase II-specific; DNA binding; zinc ion binding. Bases 1 to 2547 code for a protein of 848 amino acids. NCBI's taxonomy places the organism in Eukaryota, Fungi, Ascomycota, Eurotiomycetes, Chaetothyriales, Herpotrichiellaceae. Gene Ontology annotation, biological process: regulation of DNA-templated transcription; DNA-templated transcription. The transcript has 2 exons. The record is from RefSeq and is a predicted model, not a curated record.